Dicentrarchus labrax (European seabass) is the source of this 6606-nucleotide messenger RNA. RefSeq names its product microtubule associated tumor suppressor candidate 2b (gene mtus2b). The coding region runs from base 545 to 4168 and encodes 1207 amino acids. Gene Ontology annotation, molecular function: microtubule binding. Lineage: Eukaryota; Metazoa; Chordata; Actinopteri; Moronidae. Gene Ontology annotation, cellular component: cytoplasm; nucleus. The transcript is spliced from 15 exons. The record is from RefSeq and is a predicted model, not a curated record.
AUGGGCGUUGAGUCUCCUCUCCUCUCCUCUCCUCUCCUCUCCUCUCCUCCCUGUUUUCCAGCGAUGCUGCAGACUGUAUCCUCUUCCUCACGGCUCAACCUGGAUGUGUCCCUGCUGCUUCUCCUCUUCACUGUCGAGCUCUUCUCCAGCGGAUUACCUGAAACUGAACGGUAAUAAUCUGCAUUCCACAGCGGGGGACGGAGGCUCGGUUUCUGUCUCUGUCCCUGUCCAUCUCCAUCUCAGAUCAGCGGCAGUGAUCAUUGGAUUUAUUGACACUGCUGCAUCUGCUGGAGAGACUGCGGAUGAUCCUCUGGUCGGAGGAUAAGGACCCCAGACGUCAUGAAGAUCCAUCCUCCAAAUUAGACAUGAUAUUCAACAUUCUGAUAACUGGCAUACUAGAAGGAAAUGUGAAAAUCAAUUCCAGUCCCCUGCUGUGCCACUAAGACUCUUUGAUGGGUAGGCAGACUUUUUUGUAAUUGAUGCCAUGGAUGAUUGAUUUUUAAAGUGCUCUUGAGGGCGCUGUAAACUCAGAGCUGUUUCCAAAAUGUGUGAGCGAGGAGAGCCCUUCGGUGAGGGAGAGUUAAGGAACAACAAUCAGCAGGGUGGAGUGCUGGCUGAUGGUGAUGCGAACGCCAAUGAUAUCCGAACAGAGGAUGGAGGGAGGACGGGAGACACCGUCACUCUGUCGGGACUGAUGACUGAAACAGCUGAGCAGGACAAAGUCAUCAUCUGGGGUACAGACUCCCAGUGUGACGACCCAGAUCUAGCUGAGUUUGAGAUGCUGGAGUGUCAGGAGAUGGAGGCCUACCUGGUUGAGGAUGGAGAGGACUUCGUCGGGCUUGCAGACCGGAAGGAACUUCAAGAACAGCCUUCAUCAUGUGGUAAAGCCACAGAAGAACAGGCAACAGAUAAUAAGAGCAGAGAAGAGAGAAUGUCUAUUCUGCACGGUGCAAGUGAGCAGGAAACCAGUGCCUCACAUGAGAGCAGAGAGGCAUCCAGGACUGAGUUAAGCUCAGAAACGGAUGUCUUUGUGACCUGUCUGUCCACUAUUUCAAGCAUGGACACUGCUAUAGACACUGCGGGCAGGACCCAGACAACAGAGUCCUGGCACCUUGCCUCUGGUCCUUACUCAACCAUCUCAGAGGACCUGACUCUGGUUUCCCAGUCUUGCAACAGAGCUGAUCAGCCUUCCAUCUCUGAAAAAAGCACAAUACACCAGAAAGAUGUGGACAUGAAUUUGAAUUCAACAGUUCACUCAGAGGAUGUGGUAUCACAGGCGCAAGUGAACAAUGGAGUUGUUCCAUUUAAGGAUGGCAUUGAUGACUGCAGGAAGAACAAUAACCAGAGAAAUAAAGCAGGGAAUACCAUUUCAGAGCAGGACUGUGAUCAAGGGAGAAGUACUGAGCACAAGGGUGUACCCACUGCAAAAAUAUCAUAUGAAGAAAGCAACACUAAAAUGGAUAAAAGCACACAAGCUGAUGAGGCCCCUGAUGUGAACUACAGCCCACACAAAACAGGUACAAAAGGGACUCAGUCAUCAAUUGAAUCCAAAGCCAUAAAGAAACAAGGAUCAUUUGAUAACACACUGAAAAAACAAAACUCGUUUGACAAGAGUUUUAAAAAGCAGCCAUCAUUUGAGAACACCUUCAAAAAGCAGGGCUCUUUUGAGAACCCCGUCACCUCCAGCUCUUCAAGUCUGGAGAGGAGGAAGCCAUGGGGAAGCCCUAGUCGACCAGCAUAUCCUUCUUCCCCUAAAACUACCUCCUGUUCCCCCAAGAGAAGACCGCCUGGUUCUCCAGCGAAGGUCCAGGGCAUCAGGGCACUGAGCUUGGAGCGCAGCCAGUCCCCUCAGAGAGGUUUAAGUCAAACAGUCAAAAUGCCAGGUAAGACAAGUUUGAGCAGUGGCAUCCCCAAACCUGUAAUUCCUCAGCAGAAAGAGCCUGAACCCAGGAGGUCUUCUCCUCCCCAGAAGCCUAAAAAUGUCCGACCAAAAAUCAUCACCUAUGUGCGAAAGAACCCUCAAGCAAUAGCACAAGGUACAGAUGCCCCACUCGAAGCCUCCACACUCCCAGUAAGACUAUCUUCUUACUCUAGUCCGGCAGCUCACAAAGACCUAAAGGUUGGUCCUCAGCCUAAAUCCACAACGGCACUAUGCUCCUCCAACCUGCUGUUUGACAAAUAUCGACAGGAGAUGCAGAAGGCGGGGUACUGUCCACCAGGCAUGGCUGCAACUGGUGUGAAACCUCCAAGCAGCACCAUCCCUCAAAGGCUGAGUGGGAAGUCGGACAGUUUUCAUGAGGAUAUGCCUGAGAAAUAUCACCAAGAGCAUGUUUCCCAGGAGGGUGGCAGUGUCUACCGCUCACCCAGAGCUCUGAGGCCUCAGCUGGGGUUAGGAGCGGUCACCAGGCAGCCUGCAGCACGGACAAGAGUUCAGCAGACAGGUCAAAGGUCAGCACCGGCCCCAAGCCAUUCUGUUCAGGCAGCUGGAGUAUCCACCCAAAGCUAUCAGGACCCUGCAGGAGAGCAAAAGAGGUCAGGCGAAAGAGGUCCAGAAACCAACCCCAAGAGCCUCCUGCUCAAACAGGGCCAGUCCGGUCUCCGUCCUCCAGGCUUCUCCGCCCUGCCAACUGCCCGUCUGGCUGCCUUUGGCUUCGUCCGGAGUUCCAGUGUCUCGUCUGUGUCCAGCAACCAGUCUAACGACAGCAGUCACAGUGAUCCCUGCCGACCUUCUCAGCAUCCAGGCAGUGGCAGCGAUGACACGCCUCUCCACAAAGCCACUGCGCCCCCCAGUGAAGCCUCCCAUGUUCAGAGUCGGUCUCAACCUCCCAACGCCCCCAGCCUCCAGCGCCGCAGUUUGCCGCCUCAGCGCAGCUCCCCCCUCGCCUCUAGGAGAGAGCUGCAGAAGGACAUAGAGGCUGUGAUGCCGCCCAAGUCCUCCCCUAAAAGAUUUGCGGUGGUUUCGCCCAAGCCACAGUCCCCUGUUCGUGGGCGGACAGCAGCAGUUCAUGGAGCUGUUCGGACUGAAAGGGCCCAGGAGCUGGACCGGGCUCUGAUCCAGCAGCUGCGGGAACGCUGUGAGCAGCAGGCUCUGCAGCUACAGAGCCUUCAGGCCCAGUUAAAGAAGGCCUCCCUGUGCCUGGACGUUUUCAGCAUCACCACGCAGCACUUCUGUCACAAGAGUGAGAGUGCCAUUGUGAAGGAGAGGGAACUGUCCCUGGAGCUUGCCAGAAUCAGGGAUGAAGUGGCUUUCAGUGUUGCACACUGGGAGCAAUUGCAGCAGGAGAAGGGGCAACUGGAGCGUCGUUUUGAGGCUGAGCUGCAGGGUUUGCGGGCUCAGCAGCAGAGGGAGCUGGGAGCGCUGGAGAAGCGGCUGAAGGCACAACACGCGGCUGAGGCCAAGAGCCUGAAGGCCCAACAACGGGGCGAGCUAGAGGAGCUACGAUUCAGACAGCAAGAGCAGAUUGAGGAAAUGAAUGAGAACCACGAGGCUACCUUGAUGGAGAUGGAGACAGCUCACAAUAACACUCUGGCCACUCUGCAGGAGGAGCAAGCUAGAACUGUGAAGAAUCUAAAGAUGGCCCAUGAACAGCAGACAAAGUCUCUGGCAGAAGAGUUUGAGAAGAUCAGACUGUCACUGCAGGAUCAGGUGGACACGCUGACGUUUCAGAAUCGUAGCCUCAGAGACCGUGCCAAACGCUUUGAAGAAGCUCUUCGCAGGAGCACGGAUGAGCAGAUAGUGGAUGCUUUGGCACCAUAUAAACACAUUGAGGAGGACCUGAAGAGUCUGAAAGAAGUUCUGGAGAUGAAGAAUCAACAAAUUCAUCAACAGGACCUGAAGAUCUCAGAGCUGGAGAAAAUACAGGCUGAAAAGAAUGUGUACCUGGAGGAGAGACUACAAGUGUUACAACAGCAGAACGAGGACCUGAAGGAAAGAAUAGACAAGAACGUUGCUGUGUCCAGGCAACUCUCGGAGGAGAAUGCAAACCUGCAAGUGCACGUGGAGAAGGAGAGCAACGAGAAGAAGCGGCUGAGUCGCACUAAUGAGGAACUGCUCUGGCGUCUUCAGACAGGCGAGCUGAGCCCUCGCAUGUCCCCCAGCUCCUCCCCCAUCCAUAGACCCUCCUCUGGACCAGGUUCUCCUGCCCGCCCACACUCCUACCAUCAAUGACACUCUCAAUGGAAGCUCUUGUAUCAAACGCUUUCUUUUAACUGGCAUCAGAAGCCCUGAUUUUUUAAAACGUCUCUGUUGAAUGUUUGUUAGGAUUUCCCACUAUGUAAAUGGACAGACAUAGUAAGUUUGUUUCCUGGAAAAUGCCACUCACAUGUGAUGCAUUUCCAAAGUCCAACCCCAGGAAUUUGAAUCUCUGACCUAAAGAAUUGUAUUAACGGUCACACCUCUUAUUGUUCAAAAGGGAAUUAUCUGCCCUCCUCUUUUUCUAUACCACCUGAAUGGUCCACAAAACCAACGUGCUGUGAUACCGCAGUAGAUAAAAGACCUGGUCAUUGUAGACUUCAGAGAGCAGGAUCAGAGUCAUGGUGCCUCAUUUCCAUGUUUUCGCCUCCAUCUACCUACCAUCACCACCUUCUCAUCCAGCGCUCAGGAUGAUGGAUGUACGAGACAUAACAAAUAUCAAAAGUGCAACAACGAACACAAGAAGCGCCUUUGCUGUCCAUUUUCUCCCACCAGCAACGUUUAUCAAGGCACAGGGAAUACUUUGAGUAAAUCACAAACCUACCUACAGUAAGUAACUCUAAAAGUUUGGAUACUUCUCUGGGGCAUGUUUACCUUUUCCUGCUGAAAUCUUUCAUAUAGAGUGUAUGAAUGACUACCUACCCAUCUAACCUCAACCAUCCAACAACUAGAUAUCAGCAUUUACCUGAAAUGUAAGAUUACAACAACAUGAAAACUCAUAAUUUCAUUGAACUGCCAACACAGUGUAACUAUGAUAUUGAUUAUAAUUUUCAAAAACUGUAUAUGUAUUGCUCUCUUUAAAGCAUGUUCUGUCUUCCAGUUAUAAUGCAUUUUACUUUAGGAUUACCUACAGUGUGACAACAUGGAGAAGGAAGGUAAAGGGGCAACACAAGUUAACUCUGAUUUCUAAUAAAACAGUGCAGUUAUUCAAAUGGAACUAAAAAAAAAAUUACUGUAUUAUACAUUUCAGGCUAAUCUCACAUUUUUUAUGUGAGAUGGUGUCCCUCACCUUCAGUCGGGUUAAGGAUAAGCAUAAGAAUAUGCCACAAAAUAAAACUGCAGGAUCUGUAGAAACCACCAAAGAGGAAAUCAUGAAACACAGCAGUUCGUCAUGUACUGUAUAGUUGUCAUAUGUCUAGAGUUUAGUGCUGCAGAAUCAGCCAUAAAUGCUGCAGACAUUGCAGUUCUUAUCAUAAUGUAUUGACCUGAGCAUAUGUAAAUCAAACGUUGUUGCUGUUGCAUUUGGACAGUUGAACAUGCUUUCUCUUUCUUUACGUGAACCUUAUCAUCGCUCUUACAGUUGAUUCAAAUUUUCUCUGCUGCUGAUUGUUUUCUGUGUGUUUUGAAAUUCCCCACAGAAACCCUCAUGAGAAAAUGUGAUGAAAUAUACUAAAACUAACUAAUUGUUUCAUUCAUUCUCCAUUCGCACCUCCAAUUGAAUCUUUUGACUCGCAAAAUUCCUGUCCAAAAUUAAAGAAGUAAAACUGACUUAAUCAGAGAAAAAAAGUGAAAUCAUGAAAAUCUGCAAGCUGAUACCUCAUUUCUCAUUGCAGAGAAUAAUCUCAGGUCUUGAGGAGAAUUAUGAGUCAUCAAAGGGAAGCAACUGCCAUAACUUUUUUAUUUUUUUUUAUUAAUUGUAAUCUUUUUUUUAUACGUUUGCUCAUGUUUACAUAAUCACUCAACUCAACUGUCUCCUUUGCAAGAUAACCUUUGUAUGAAAGUAGUUGGAUGUACAAAAUAUGUUUAACUAUGUUAAAGAGCAUUGUGCAGUCAGCAAAUAUAUAGAUAGAAUAAAUAUUGCUUUUAUUAUAAUGAUAUAAUAAUCAGCCCCCCCAGACACAUAAAAUGUGGAAAUCUGCUCAAACAGGGAUUUGGUUUCAGGUGAGUUGCAUUUACUGUUAGGACAACAAGUUGAUUAUGUUUAACUUGGUUUUACUGUGUCCUAAAAGAAAGUGGAAAUGGUAUUUCUCUCCAUCAGGUACUCCGAUUGCACUGAUUCCCUCUGUGUCCUGUGGACAUGACCUUGUACUCAUUUACUGAAUGUUUGACACUAGAAUAAGAGGUUUUGUUCACAGUUUAUAUCCAAUGUCAGAGAAGGUUGGUCCAUCAGGUGGAUGUCAGUUCUUCUUGAUUGUUUACAGGACUUCUGUUGUAAAGAUUGUAUUCAGUAUUUUAAAAGUUCAUGCUCUGGAUGAGUUUAAAUGAAAGCAUGUCUUUAUCAGGUUGUUAUGCAUUAUUUUUGUUUUACAUUUCUUGUGCAUUUCAUUAAUUGAUUAAUUUAUGUGUCCCCCGCCAGAACUGCAACUGUAGCUUAGCUGGUAAAAAUAUUGUGGUCAGUGAUAAGACACUAAUGUCUAUACAGUACUGUAUAUGUUGCACUUUGUAUUAAGUAUUAAAUCACAAUAUGAAAAUAA